CUGAAUUUUUUUUUUUUUUGUAAAUAACUGGCCAACACAUCCAUGUCGGCAGCUUUUCUUUCGUGUUACCUUUUGGUGUUCGUGAUUUUGAUGCGAUGAGAAACCAUCGCCUACUCGUAACAGCAUCAGGAAUUUCUCUGGUACUGGGAACAAGUUUAGGAGUAUGUAUAGAGAAACUGAGACUAUACAAAAACUUAAACAAUGUUCUUUUGCCUAUUCCGUCCCUUCAGGCUCGGGAACUUUCUGUUGCACAAAAAAAUGACGGCUUGGUUCCUAAUGAGCCAAUGCCAGGCAACAGGGUUGCCCAGAUAAUGAGAUUCGGUUUUCCCAGUAUGAGCAACCUUCGUUCGUAUGGUAAUUAUGUUUUAUCCUACGAUCAAAGAACACGAUGUCCAAAUUGGGUAUUUGAACAUUUGACACCCGAGAGUCUGAAGGAGAAACACGCCGAUAGAAAAUCAUGUAAUUUUGAGGAAGAUCCUUCAAUCCAUGCUUACUUUAGGGCGACAGAUCGAGAUUUCUCCGGGAGUGGUUACGAUAGAGGACACAUGGCUGCAGCUGCGAAUAAUCUACAAUCAUGGAGAAAUCUUCAAGAAACAUUUUAUUACAGCAAUAUAGCACCACAGGUUGGUGAAGGAUUUAACCGAGGUAUUUGGAAUAAAUUAGAAAAAUAUGUUCGUUCAGUUGCCAGGAAAAGCAAGAAUGUCUAUGUCUGUACUGGACCUCUUUAUUUACCAAGAGCGGCACCUGAUGGAAAGGUUUACAUCAAAUAUGAAGUGAUCGGUAAAAACCACGUGGCAGUACCAACCCAUUUCUUCAAAGUAGUGUUGAUUGAGAACAAUGAAGGAGAAUACGAGCUAUUGUCUUUCAUGCUUCCCAAUGAGGCUCAAACUGAUGAUAAAUUACUAAAGUAUUUCACUAUAGACAUUGAGAAAAUUGAACGGGCUGCUGGCCUCCUAUUCUUUGACAAAUUACCAAAAAGUCAACUUAAAUCCAUCAACAAACAGGAAACCAAAAUCAGGAAAUGGUCAUAGGGAUUCUUGAAAGCAAGCAAUGUUUUGUAUUCACGCCUUGCACCUGCUUGUUAUAUCUGAUGUAGUUUUUUUCAUAUUUUGAUAAUCAAUUAUAUGUGUAAUACAUAUAUAUAUAUAUAUAUAUAUAUAUAUCAUCACCAUCAUUAUCAUGCCAGCAUAGAAGAUGAGUUUCUGUGCUGGUAUGGAUUGGAUGGUUUUCUUUGGACCUGCUGGAUUCUGCCAAACCAUCUAACAGGGAUGAUGAUGAUGAUGAUGAUGAUGAUAUAUAUGUAUAUGUGCACACACAUACACACAUAUGUGAGUGUGUGUGCAUAUAUAUAUAUAUGUGUAUUUGUGUAUGUGUAUGUAUAUAUGUAUGUGUGUGUAUGUGCGUAUAUUUAUAUAUACACACCCACAUACACACACACAUGUAUAUGUAUGUAUGCAUGAACCAAUUAUGCACUAAACUGCAGUCAUUCUCUACCAUAUCUGUAGUGUGAGUAAGCCUUCUUUCUGCAACGAUUCUAAAUAACCAUUAUUACCAUUCUCUUUCAAAUUUUGUUUAAUUCUCCUCAGAGAGAGAAUACUAUUUCAUUGAGCUCCCCCUAGAGAGAAUUAUCUCUAAUAGACCUUUGUAGUUAUUUUGCUCAGCCAAGUGGUUUAAUUUACAUAAAAUUAAUUAAUUUAUUCAUUUAUUUAUUAUACAUUGAAAUAAUUUUCCUUGUUUGUUAUAUCUGUGGUUUUGUUUCAGGUAAACUGUUUUUUUCUCAACAUUCUAGAAUGGUUGUGUGUUGUGAAAAAAGGCUUAUCUUGCACUAUACUCCAGAUAUAUCAGAUACAUACAUACAUACAUACAUACAUACAUACAUACAUACAUACAUACAUACAUACAUACAUACAUGUAUGUAUGUAUGUAUGUAUGUAUGUAUGUAUGUAUGUAUGUAUAUAUGCAUGUAUGUAUAUAUGCAUGCAUGUAUGUAUGUAUGCAUUAUUUUAAUAAACUUUUAUUAUAACAAGUAAUAUUUUAAAGAAUUUAGUGCUAGGUUUAGUUAUGUCAAAUAUGCUAUUUUUAUCUAUGUUAACCACAUAUGAAUCUCCUGACAGAAAUGUUAACAUAACUAAUUAAAUAGGUAUUAAGUUUCUUUUAUUAUAUACAUUACAUGCCAAAGAUAUUUUUUAACUAGGAUAUGAUUCAAAUAAGUUAAAAGUAACACAUAACUCAUGGCUCAUAACAUAAGACAUAUGACUCAUGACUCAUGACACAUGACUAAUAAGUCAUCUGUUGUGAUUUGUUAUAGAUAUUCCACUGUUCACUGAACUGUUCGAUAAUGUUGUCAGUUUAUUUGGGAAUGUGACUUACAAAGGACUUCUGUCCUAUCCCUGAGAUGGAGGAAAAUUUCUCUUUCCUCUGCUUUUUUGCAGCAAGGCAUGGAACUAAAGACCACCAGGUCUCAAUUGAUUCAAUGCUCAGAACUUAGGAGGAGAAUAUCAACCAUGAUGUGAUAAGUGCCUCGUACUUCUGAGAUCAAAGCCUGCCGACAUUGAUUUUGAUUUACUAUCGAUGUGUAAAGGGGAUGUUGUGUGGCUGGGAGUAGGGGGUGGUGAAAUCAAUAUUAUUAACCAAGCAGUAAUAAUAUAUUGAGAUUUGAUUCCAUCAAACUCUGUUUUACCCCUUAUUAAAGAAGAAAUUAAUAUCCUCUACAACUUUGAUCCUUAAACGGAAUAUUAAUAAAAACAAAAAGAAAAAAAAAAGUAAUGUCCAUUGUCUUCAUCCAGUCCAUGAGAAUGAAAACAAGAAAAUGAAAAAAAAGUUUACAUUAAGAAAUACAAAAUUCCAUAAAAAAAACUCCCGCAGUUUCUUCUUUCAUU
Molecule: messenger RNA, 2879 nt
Organism: Octopus bimaculoides (California two-spot octopus)
Lineage: Eukaryota; Metazoa; Mollusca; Cephalopoda; Octopoda; Octopodidae
Product: endonuclease G, mitochondrial
Biological process (GO): apoptotic DNA fragmentation
Cellular component (GO): nucleus; mitochondrial inner membrane
Molecular function (GO): metal ion binding; single-stranded DNA endonuclease activity; nucleic acid binding
Source: RefSeq, a predicted model, not a curated record